Aspergillus udagawae is the source of this 363-nucleotide messenger RNA. RefSeq lists its product as uncharacterized. NCBI's taxonomy places the organism in Eukaryota, Fungi, Ascomycota, Eurotiomycetes, Eurotiales, Aspergillaceae. The record is from RefSeq and is a predicted model, not a curated record. The coding region runs from base 1 to 363 and encodes 120 amino acids. The transcript is spliced from 2 exons.
AUGGUAGCGCUGUCAACCGUCAUUGUCUUUGCUCUAUGGGUUCCAGCCCACUCAGCCGGAACACCAGUAGUAUUUGCUGGUCUAUUUGGCUUUAGCUCAGGAACCUACCUUGCCAUCGGUCCCGCACUGGUGGCGCAGAUUUCGGAUAUCCGAGAGAUUGGCGUUCGUAGCGGCUCAAUGUACGCAUUGAUGUCCGUUGCUGCGUUAACCAGCAGUCCCAUUGGCGGUGCUCUGUUGUCUGCUGCCCAGGAGAGCUACCUGAAGCUGCAAGUUUUCACAGGGAGUAUGCUUGCGGUGAGAACGUUCUUCUAUUUCAUGGCUAGGCUAUACUUGGGCGAAGGAAGGAUUUGCGCAAAGAUAUAG